AUGGAGUCGAAUGACAAAAGCAAACCAUCAAAUGAAGUAGAAGAAAUUGAAGAACUUGAUGUCGAUCCUAUUAAUGAUAUCGUCGACUACUUAGUAAGAUGUGCUAAAAUUUCUUUCAAAAAUGCACAUGUUAAUGAAUCUGAAGUUCGAACUAGUCAAAAAAUAAAAAUGGCUUGUGAAAUAUAUAAACGAUCGCCUACUGACUUUCUGUUGCAAUUCGGUAAAUAUCUUGCUCCACAUCAUAUUGGUUACUUUGAAAAUGUGCAAUCUAAUGCUGAUGAGAGCUACCGCGAAUGUAUUAAACAAUUAAAAUCUUACCAUUCCGAAAAAACUAGAAAUAAAAGAAUACGCAAUCGACGAUACAAUGCGUUACAGAAACUUCAAAACGAAAGUGAUUAUUUUAGUGAAAAACAAAUGAUGUACAGAAAUCCAUUACUUUAUGAGCAACUAGUUGGCCAGUACUUGACUGAUGAGGAGAUCAGGGAGCGUGAUGGUGUGGAUAGUGAGAACCUAACAUUUCUGAGUAUGAUUUUGGAAACAGUUGAUCGAAAUGAAAUGAGAGAAAUAAAAAAUGAACAAAUGCUUGAGGAAGACAUGGAGUCUAUGAAAAUAACAAAAACUGAACAUAAGAGCAAUUGCAGUGAAAAUAGCAAAGAAAAAAAGAAAAAGCAAUGGGGUGCAUUUGAUACUCCAGAUACAAGACCAACUUAUAUGCCUGAACCUAGAAAGCAAAGUAUGAUCACUGCUCCAGAGAGGAGACUUCUAAGGGAAGAAUUUUUGCAAGAAAUGUUCUCUAGUUUUAUAGAGGGUAGAGAUGAGGAUAUUGAUUAUCAAAGUAUUGAUAACAAUGAGCAGUAUGAUGAUCUCCAGCAAGUUUCACAAGAUGCUGAAGACAGAUACUUUGACUCUGAAACAAAUGAGAUUGAGAAUCUUGAAGAACAUAUGAAACUUGUCCAAGAAUAUGGAAGAAAGAAUUCUACUAGUAGCAGUCAAGAUGAUCCAUUAGACACAUUCAUGAAACACAUGACUAAUAAACAAAAUAUUACAUAA
Molecule: messenger RNA, 1050 nt
Organism: Spodoptera exigua (beet armyworm)
Lineage: Eukaryota; Metazoa; Arthropoda; Insecta; Lepidoptera; Noctuidae
Source: the annotation of a GenBank genome assembly